Protopolystoma xenopodis is the source of this 270-nucleotide messenger RNA. The record is from the annotation of a GenBank genome assembly. Lineage: Eukaryota; Metazoa; Platyhelminthes; Monogenea; Polystomatidea; Polystomatidae.
AUGAUGACCGCUAUUCAACAGAACAAAUCUUUGCUUGAAGAAGCUUGCCUCAAAACCAGCGUCGACAGGAAUGCUUCAGUAAAGUCGUCUUUUGGUAUGAUCCACCUUCGGGACUCUUCAACAAACGCUCACAUUCGAAAGGGAGGACGAAAGCUCAGCCGGAUUUCACCUGAAAAGAGAGAGGACGUAUCGCUGAUUGCGUCAAUCUUUACGUCGUAUAAAAGCCAACCGGCUGCAGUACCACGCGAUUCAACCGUUCUCUUCUGCUAA